Salvelinus sp. IW2-2015 is the source of this 924-nucleotide messenger RNA. It is a transcript of the gene rabl3, whose product is annotated as RAB, member of RAS oncogene family-like 3. Gene Ontology annotation, biological process: intracellular protein transport. NCBI's taxonomy places the organism in Eukaryota, Metazoa, Chordata, Actinopteri, Salmoniformes, Salmonidae. Gene Ontology annotation, molecular function: GTPase activity. Gene Ontology annotation, cellular component: endomembrane system. The record is from RefSeq and is a predicted model, not a curated record.
UAAACCAAUCAAAGAACAAAUAUUAUUCUUUGGGCUGGAACUUUACUAUUUACUUCCAGGACAACAAUUAAAUGGCGUCUCUUGACAGAGUGAAGGUGUUAGUUUUGGGUGAUUCAGGUGUUGGGAAGUCCUCACUCGUUCAUCUGCUGUGUCAGAACCAAGUGUUGGGAAAUCCAUCAUGGACUGUAGGCUGCUCCGUGGAUGUACGGGUCCACGACUACAAGGAGGGCACUCCAGAGGAGAAGACCUACUACAUUGAAUUAUGGGAUGUUGGAGGAUCUGUGGGCUGUGCCAGCAGUCUGAAAAACACCAGAGCAGUUUUCUACAACUCUGUCAAUGGUAUUGUAUUAGUUCACGACCUGACGAACAAGAAAUCCUCCCAGAAUCUGUAUCGCUGGUCACUAGAAGCCUUGAACAAAGACUCCUCCCCAACGGGGGUAAUCGUCUCAAAUGGUGAUUAUGACAGAGAACAGUUUGCUGAUAGCUCYGUGCCUCUGCUCCUGAUCGGCACCAAGUUUGACCAGAUCCCAGAGAACAAGAGGAAUGAUGUUCUCACCAGGACAGCUUUCCUGUCUGAAGACUUCAACGCGGAGGAGAUCAACCUGGAUUGCACCAACCAAAGAUACUUUGCUGCAGGCACGUCCAACGCUGUGAAGUUGAGCAGAUUCUUUGACAAGGUCGUAGAGAAGAGAUACUUCACCAGAGACCCUAGUCAAAUGACAGGUUUCACAGAGAGGAAACGCUUCAACUUCAAAAGCGUUCACUACGACUGAGAUAGAGGUGGACAGUGCUGGGGCCUCUGGUUUCAACCUGCUUCAGUACAGUCCCUCACUCAACAAGUGUACUUUGUCUCUCUCUCUUACGCUUUUUUUUUUAUCUCUGUUAAAGGCACAGUGCAGUCGAAUGUGAUUUUUCUGUGUUUUA